Cavia porcellus (domestic guinea pig) is the source of this 6949-nucleotide messenger RNA. It is a transcript of the gene Lrig3, whose product is annotated as leucine rich repeats and immunoglobulin like domains 3. The transcript is spliced from 19 exons. The record is from RefSeq and is a predicted model, not a curated record. Gene Ontology annotation, molecular function: protein binding. NCBI's taxonomy places the organism in Eukaryota, Metazoa, Chordata, Mammalia, Rodentia, Caviidae. The coding region runs from base 276 to 3638 and encodes 1120 amino acids.
GCGCUCCGAGGCGGGGGUGGAGGCGAGAAAGUUUCUUUGCGGCCGAAAGCUUGCGGACGCCGUCGGGCUGUAAGUCUGCCACAGUCGGCCGUCCUUUUUGUGCUUUGUGCCUGCUUCUCUGGGGCAUGAGAAGACUUCCCUAACAAGAGUGCAAGUUUCCCGGGGCCCUCGCGCGCGCUCGGGGGCCGGAGUCCACCCACCCUCGCCUGGAAGUUUGUGCCAAGCCCGGGCGCGGGCUGCGGAGCGCCGGCCGAGCCAGAGACCGCGGGACCGCGAUGGGCGUGCCGCGGCUCCGUGCUCCCGCUGCGGCGCUGGGGCUGCUGCUGUGCGUGGUGCUGGGGCGCGCGGGCCGGGCCGAGGGCAGCCCGCACGGAGGCCCCGGGGCGACCGGGCAGCUCGCCGGAGUCGCCGCCAAACGCCCGUGCCCGGCUCCCUGCCGCUGCCUCGGGGACCUGCUGGACUGCAGUCGCCAGCGUCUGGUGCGCCUUCCCGAGCCGCUGCCGUCCUGGGUCGCUAGGCUGGACCUAAGUCACAACAGAUUAUCUUUCAUCAAGGCAAGUUCCAUGAGCCAACUUCAAAGCCUUCGAGAAAUAAAACUGAACAGCAAUGAACUGGAAACCAUUCCAAAUCUUGGGCCAGUCUCAGCGAAUAUUACACUUCUAUCCUUGGCUGGAAACAGGCUUGCUGAGAUAUUACCUGAACAUCUGAAACAAUUUCAAUCCCUCGAAACUUUGGACCUGAGCAGCAAUAACAUUUCAGAACUUAAAACCCCAUUUCCACAUCUUCAACUCAAGUAUCUGUAUAUCAAUAGCAACAGAGUCACAUCCAUGGAACCUGGGUACUUUGACAACUUGGCCAGUACUCUUCUGGUGUUGAAGCUAAACAGGAACCGGAUCUCAACAAUCCCACCCAAAAUGUUUAAGCUGUCCCAGCUGCAGCACCUUGAACUGAAUAGAAACAAGAUUAGAAAUGUUGAUGGACUCACAUUCCAAGGGCUUGGUGCUCUAAAGUCUCUGAAGAUGCAAAGAAAUGGAGUAACAAAACUGAUGGAUGGAGCUUUUUGGGGGCUGAGCAACAUGGAAAUCUUGCAGCUGGACCAUAACAACCUCACAGAGAUUACCAAAGGCUGGCUUUAUGGCCUGCUGAUGCUGCAGGAGCUUCAUCUUAGCCAGAAUGCCAUCCACAGGAUCAGCCCCGAUGCCUGGGAGUUCUGCCAGAAACUCAGUGAGCUGGACCUAACUUCCAACCAGUUAUCGAGGUUAGAUGAUUCAAGUUUCCUUGGCCUAAGCUUACUAAAUACACUGCACAUUGGGAACAACAAAGUCAGCUACAUUGCUGAUUGUGCCUUCCGGGGGCUUUCCAGUUUAAAGACUUUGGACCUGAAAAACAAUGAAAUUUCGUGGACUAUUGAAGACAUGAAUGGCGCUUUCUCUGGUCUUGACAAACUGAGGAUGCUAACACUCCAGGGAAACCGGAUUCGAUCUAUUACCAAAAAAGCCUUCACUGGUUUGGAUGCAUUAGAACAUCUAGACCUGAGUGACAAUGCCAUUAUGUCUUUGCAAGGCAAUGCAUUUUCACAAAUGAAGAAGCUUCAGCAACUGCAUUUAAAUACAUCAAGUCUUUUGUGCGAUUGCCAGCUAAAAUGGCUCCCGCAGUGGGUGGCUGAGAACAACUUUCAGAGCUUUGUGAACGCCAGUUGUGCCCAUCCUCAGCUGCUAAAAGGAAGAAGUAUAUUUGCCAUCAGCCCAGAUGGCUUUGUGUGUGAUGAUUUUCCCAAACCGCAGAUCACAGUUCAGCCAGAAACUCAGUCAGCAAUAAAAGGCUCCAAUUUGAGUUUCAUCUGCUCAGCUGCCAGCAGCAGUGAUUCCCCAAUGACUUUUGCUUGGAAAAAAGACAAUGAACUCCUGCAUGAUGCUGAGAUGGAAAAUUAUGCACACCUCCGGGCCCAGGGUGGCGAGGUGAUGGAGUACACCACCAUUCUGCGCCUGCGCAAUGUGGAGUUUGCUAGUGAAGGGAAAUACCAGUGUGUCAUCUCCAAUCACUUUGGUUCAUCCUACUCAGUCAAAGCCAAGCUUACCGUGAAUAUGCUUCCCUCAUUCACUAAGACACCCAUGGACCUGACCAUCCGUGCUGGGGCCACGGCACGCUUGGAGUGCGCUGCCACAGGACACCCAGCCCCACAGAUAGCAUGGCAAAAAGAUGGGGGCACAGACUUCCCAGCUGCAAGGGAGAGACGUAUGCAUGUGAUGCCUGAGGAUGAUGUGUUCUUCAUUGUGGACGUGAAGAUAGAAGACAUUGGGGUAUACAGCUGUACAGCUCAGAACAGUGCAGGAAGUAUUUCUGCAAAUGCAACUCUGACUGUGCUAGAAACCCCAUCCUUCUUGCGGCCUCUGUUAGACCGAACUGUGACCAAGGGAGAAACGGCUGUGCUGCAGUGCAUUGCUGGAGGGAGCCCUCCCCCCAGGCUGAACUGGACCAAGGAUGACAGUCCUUUGGUAGUGACUGAAAGGCACUUUUUUGCAGCAGGCAAUCAGCUGCUGAUUAUAGUGGACUCAGAUGUCAGUGAUGCUGGGAAGUACACGUGUGAAAUGUCCAAUACCCUUGGCACAGAGAGAGGCAAUGUGCGCCUCAGUGUGAUCCCUACUCCUACCUGUGACUCUCCUCAGAUGACCGCCCCAUCUUUAGACGAUGACGGAUGGGCCACUGUGGGCGUCGUGAUCAUAGCUGUGGUUUGCUGUGUGGUGGGCACGUCGCUCGUGUGGGUGGUCAUCAUAUACCACACAAGGCGGAGGAAUGAGGAUUGCAGCAUUACCAACACAGAUGAGACCAACUUACCCGCAGAUAUCCCUAGCUAUCUGUCAUCUCAGGGGACGUUAGCUGAUAGGCAGGAUGGGUACAUCUCCUCAGAAAGUGGAAGCCACCACCAGUUUGUCACUGCUUCAGGAGGCGGAUUUUUCCUACCACAGCAUGACAGUACUGGAAUCUGCCAUAUUGACACCAGCAGUGAAGCUGAUGUGGAAGCUGUUGCAGAUCCAUUCCUCUGUCCCUUUCUGAGUUCCUCAGGCCCAGUGUAUUUGAAGGGGAAUGUGUACGGUCCCGAUCCUUUUGAAGCCUGUCAUACAGGCUACAGUGCUGACCCAAGAACAGCUUUAGUGGAUCACUCUGAGCCCAGUUACAUAAAGAAAAAGGAUUGCUACCCCUGUUCUCAUCCCACAGAAGAGUCCUCUGAGCAGAGCCUCGGUAACCUGGGGUGGCCUUCACAUGUGAAGAAGCUCAUGAACUCCAGCUACUCUCAGAAUGAAGGACCUGCAAUGAAAAAUGUGUGUCUAAACAAGACCUCUUCGGAUUUUAGCACAGGUCUGGAACCAGCAUCAGUUACUUCAAGUAAUUCUCUCAUGGGGACAUUUGGAAAACCACUGAGAAGAUCUCACUUAGAUGCCUUUUCAAGCUUUGGACUGCCGUCAGAUUGUCAGUCAAGAGCCUUUCCCUUAAAAAUGCCUUCUCCCGACUUGGACUCCGAGUCAGAAGAUGAGAGAGAAAGGACAGAUUUUCAGGAAGACAAUCACACAUGUACCCAUAAACAGACUUUAGAAAACUACAGGACUCCAAAUUUUCAGUCUUAUGACUUGAACACAUAGACUGAAUGAGACCAAAGAAAACUUUUAACAUACUACCUCAAGUGGACUUUUAUUUAAGAGAAUGAAUCUUAUGUUUUUAAAUGGAAUUAUAAAUUUUAAAAUGAUAAAAUGUCUUAUUUAUACAGAUGAACCAAAAUUACAAAAAGCUAUAAAAAUUUUAUACUGGGAGUAACUUUCACAUUAAAAUACCUUUUAAAGUAUUGUAUAACUUUGUUUUAUGCAAAAAACUUAUGUAAAUUAAUGGUAUAAAUUCAUGACUAUUUUAUGUAUUUUUAUAAUACCAGAUUUCUUUUUAUUGAAAAUAAGUACUAAAACCUUUCAAAUAAUACUUGUCUUGUACGUUUUUUGAGUAGAGGUCACUUCAUUUUAUUUUGCACAUUACAUUUAAUAAAAUGUAUCAUUUUGAUGCUAAGUCCCUUUUUUACAAUAAUAUUUUUGAUGGUUUUCAACACAUUUUAGACUGAGUUCAUGUUAUCACCUCUUAAAUUGAUUAUCAUAUUUAACCCACUUGAAGCACAAGCAAAAAUUGCAACACUGCCUGUCUCCCCAGGGUUCAAUUCACAUUGUUGUAUGUGAAUAGGACCUACAAAGAUUUCAGGUACAUUGAUUUAUUUAACUCUCGAAACAAAAGACAAUUUAUUGUUAUAUUGUGGUGUACUAUAGUAUAUUCAUUGCUUAAAUCACUGGUGAACCUGUUUCUUUUUGUGGUCUACUAUCUUAAAUGUAUCCAAAUAGUUUCACAUUUGCCAGUCUUUGUAUUACAACAAAAGAUUGGUUUAUUGCACAUUUCUGUAGCUUAAAAGCUAUAGAUGAGGUGAAUGUUCAUCCCGGUCCCAGGUCUUAAAGCGACCCUAGUAGAAUUCUUUUCUGUUCUUAUUGAUUUUCUGUUGCAUGAGUGGUUGGUAUAUAUAAAUAGUACUUCUGAGCUGUUCAGACACUUUAAGAAUUAACAAAAUAUUUUCGUGAUUUGGUCAUCCUAUCUCCAUUUGGUAAAAGCUUAAAUAUUGAAUCUGUUAUUUUAAAACAUAAAACUACUUAAAACACUUGUUUUAAAUGAUAUUUGUUGAAAUUAUUGUUACAUGACAGGUCUAUGUACACAGAGAAAACAUCAUCUCUUUCCAAACAAGGUAGCAUUCUUCAGAAUAAUUAAAUGGGAGAAACCUACUAAGCUUAAUAACUCAGAUUUAAAGAUUAGAGUUUUUCUUUAGUAGAUCAUUGUGCAUAUGUGUAGUUUAAAAAACUCUGUUGCCCAGGAUAUGUUAAGUUGGCAUGAAAGGAGUUAAUACAGCGCACCAUGUUAAGCUUUAAAAAUCUAAACUUGAAGGUGGGAAUUUCUGCUUUUAUCAGUUCUUUGAACUAAAUUGAAAGCAGCUAUUGGAAAAGGUUUCUUUUCAUAGUAUAGUUGGGGGUAAAGUUUUCCUUCUUAGGUUAUUUUUUGCUUGUGAGUCAGGAGCCUGAACCCAGAUUGCAGUAAGAUUUUCUUCCCUUAAUUCAGACACCAGAGUCCAAGAGAGGAAGUUGGGUCUUUCUUGAGGGCCCCCAGUGACUUAAAAACAGAGCAGUUACUGUGUGUGCAUUGGCCUUAUCAUUGAAACCUUUGUUUCAAUAAUUUUUGAAACUUUAUUGUUAUUUUGUCUUCAUUAUUGUCAGAUGUGAUGCAGACGUCAUUUAGGGCAUUUGAAUGAUUAUGAACUUCUUUUAAAGAUUUAGAUUUUACAGAAUGGACAUUAAAGUUUAAAUCAAUGCCUGAAAUUUAAAACUUAGAUUCAUCAAUAUGAUCUUACCCCUUGACUGUGUUUAUAUGGUGAUACCUAUGGAGUAGAUGCAGUCUUAAUCAUCUGAGAAAAGAAUUUGAUUUCUCUCUGACUUUUUCAGGAGAAGAAAAUAUAUGAUGUUGAAACUUCAUAUUGAAUUAACACAUUUAAUUGGUAGAUGUUAAACUAUCCUGUAAUAAAAUAAACCUAAGGGAAAAAGCAAAAUAUAGGUAACUGUUAGAUCACUUGAUUUAUUUGUAUUUGUAGUGCUAAGGAUUGAACCCAGGGCUUUGUGCAUGUUACAGAAAUGCUCUGACACUGAGCUACACUUCUGGUUUCCUGUUCACUUUGUUUAUUGAUAAUGAGAAACAUUUAAAAGUUUCAGUUCAAUUUUUCUACCUUUGCUGAUAUAAUACUGCUUGAACUACAAUAUAUUUUAAGAUGGUCAUACAGUUUUUUUAAAUUCCAUUAUUGACACUAGAUAAUUACUAUGUUUCAUGUUAGAGAAAGUUAUUAAUUGUAAAAUUUUAUAAAAAUUAAUUAUUGAAUACAUAUUUCAUAGUCUUCCUACAGAACAAAAAUUAGAAAUUAUUUCUAAGAGCAGAGCCAAUCAUAAUGCUUUAAAAAUGUUGAUCGAAAAAAGGAAAGCAGUUUUUGGUAUCUGUCACACUCUAGGAGCUUUAGUCCUUUUGAUGUGAUAGAAAUACUUUAUAGCCAAUGUUACAAUAAAUAUACUAACAUUCUAUUAACACAUUGAGUAACACAAUGUUCUGCCCCUCCCCACCAAAAAAAAUUAGCCUUAAAGGAGAGAUAUAGUUUCUUCAUGAGUUAAAUAAUUUUAAUCCUGCAGAAACAUCCAGUUGCCAGACAAAAUUUAUCUUGUUCAUGAGAGAUUUCUUAAAUAAUGUAUUUUAACAGUACUGUAAAUUUUGAGAGAUUUCAGAUUUGCCCAAAUAGCACAGAAGAUUUACCUGAUCCUUUUGCUUGUCUUUGUUUGGUAGUGGUAUUAUUAUGAACUGAACCUACGGCCUGACAACUGAGAUUCACACCUAUCCCUUUUAUUAGUAGUAGUAUUUUUCUUUUCCCCCCUUUUUUUUAAAUUUUGAGACGGAUCUUGCUAGAUCGCCCACGCAGGGCUUUCUUCUAUCAUCUUCCUUUGCCCACCUCCCGAGGGCUGGGAUUACAGGCCUCUACCAACAUCCUGGCUUGGUACUCUGUUUAAUUGAGAGUUUAUUCCCAUAUAUUUAAGGAUUUACCCCAAUAUUUAGGACCCCUUUGUAAAGAAAUCUAGUUGUGGAAUACCUUUUGAUAAAUGUGUUUGAUUUUACAAAAUUUAUCAAUUCCAUUAUUAUGGUAGUAGUUACACAAUUCGGUAUCAAGGAUCAGAAUUCUAUAUCUGAAUUUGAUAUCCCCCAAUAUAUUAGAUACCCAUGAACAGGAGAAAAAUGAAACCAAUAGUCUCAUGCAGUUUUUUUAUUAAUAAUUGCAAUUUUUAAUUAAAGAACUUGUAAAAGUAACUUUGAAGAAUAAAAGCAAUUAACAUCUUUUACAAUUUAA